Linepithema humile (Argentine ant) is the source of this 1392-nucleotide messenger RNA. Lineage: Eukaryota; Metazoa; Arthropoda; Insecta; Hymenoptera; Formicidae. The record is from RefSeq and is a predicted model, not a curated record.
AGUUGUAAUUCCUAGUUGUAAAUAUAUACGAAACGCAUACGAAAUAAAUCGUCGAAUCGUUCUAGCUAUGCGAUUAAUAGGAGUUGGACUAAAUGGAAUUAUAAAGUUUUGUGCUUUCAUGGAAUUACCACGUCCAGUAUUCCAAUCUUUUUACGAUAAAUUAGUGAAUAUGAUUUCAAUCGCAACAUCAGCAGUAAAAGAUUCCAGUUUGAAAAAAGGAGCACAAAAAGAGAAGAAAUGACUGAAGAACAUGGACAAUCUGCAGGAAUAACGGUUUCCGGUGAUGGUUCUUGGAGAAAACGCGGAUUUUCUUCGCUUUUUGGGAUCAUGUCAUUGAUUGGUUGGUUUUCUGGGCAAAUUGUCGAUGUUGAGGUAAAAUCUAAAUAUUGUAAAAGUUGCGAACAGUGGAAGAAAAAAUUGGACACUUGUAACUAUGACGAAUGGUAUAAAACGCACGCCGAUGUAUGUAAAGCGAACCACGAAGGAUCAUCGGGAAAAAUGGAAGUUGACGCAGUCAUCGAGAUGUUCCAUCGCUCAAAAGAUUUGCACGAUCUCAAAUAUUCAAGCUACAUCGGGGAUGGUGAUAGCAAAACAUUUAAAGGUAUUAUCGACUCUGAACCGUAUGAAGAUUUAGUAGUACAGAAGAAAGAAUGCAUCUCGCACGUACAGAAAAGAAUGGGAACGCGACUUCGUAAUCUUAAAAAAUCAUCGAAAAACCUCGGAGGAAAAGGAAAAUUAAGUGCCAAAUUAAUAGACGAGCUGACUAUUUAUUAUGGUUUGGCCAUUCGUCGGAACCCAACAUCCUUAGAUGACAUGAAAAAUGAAAUUUGGGCGACCUUAUUUCAUAAGUUAUCAACUGACGAAAAUCCGCAACACGAGAAGUGCUCGAAAUCUUGGUGCAAUUGGAAGAAGGCGCAAGAAGCAGGUACCUUGGACACUUUCCGUCACAAGUCACCGCUUUCCGAGGAAGUUUACGAAGCCAUAAAACCUAUUUAUGAAGAUUUGAGUCGGGACGAGUUACUAAACCGUUGCCUGGGCGGUUACACGCAGAAUAGUAACGAAAGUUUCAAUGCGACAGUGUGGAAUUUGGCUCCUAAAUCGUAUUCAAGCGGCAAGACAGUCCUAAAUAUAGCAGCGGAUAUCGCUACAUGCGUCUUUAAUGAUGGAAUAACUAAUAUUUUACGUAUUGUGCAGCUUCUGGAAAUGGAAAUUGGCGUCGAAGCAUAUAAUUUUUGCAUCGAAUCCGAUGCAAAACGAAUCAAGCACGCAGAGGCGCAAUUAUCAGAUGCGGCAAAAAAAGCGCGCUCUGGCAUAACAUCUGCGAGGAAAGAAAUGGAGGACGAAUAUUCCAACUUAGAAGGGCAGCUUUACGGUGCUGGGAUUGCAGACUAA